This is a messenger RNA of Knipowitschia caucasica, 339 nucleotides long. The record is from the annotation of a GenBank genome assembly. NCBI's taxonomy places the organism in Eukaryota, Metazoa, Chordata, Actinopteri, Gobiiformes, Gobiidae.
AUGGUCCCAAAAGGACACCAUUACCAAAAGGUGGUCCGCAUGCUAACUGAGAUACCUACAAGAGGAAGAUUGAUCUGUGCUGGCAGAAAGUCUAUUCUGACUGAUAGAGCAGGACUUCAGACUUACAGUAUGCUUGAUGAUGCUACUUCAACAAAAUUAGCCAAUUGUCUGCAAUCAAGAAUUAAAGCUGAGUCCACCUCUAAAGUUGAAGGCUGGGGCAAUGACAUGUCUUCUUCUUCUACUUCACCAGACAUGUCUGUGACCAUCUCACUGUUUCUCAAGACUGGGACCAGCAUUCAAGAUCAUCUGCACGGAAUCACAGAAAGGCAUCAACCCUAA